AUGUUUUCGACUUUCCUUGUCCUCCUAGUCGCACGCGGCCAUGCUCUUGAGUCCACGGCCAUGGACCAUCUGCAGCUGCUGCAGCAGAAGAUGGUCCUCGAAGCUCCGGAGGAGCAAUGGAAACAGCACUUGCGCACUGCUGCACCGCUGAAUUGGAUCCACUUCCCGAAAUGUGGCAGCUCCCUGCUCAACGCGAUCAUCCACAUGCCGGGUUUUUGCCCAGUGCUGGACAACGUCACGAUGAGCGCCGAGAUCCAAGGCGUCUGUUUUCUGAACACUUGGUUCGGACAAGGUUGUCAGCAGCAGUGCAACAUGGACUACUUCUUGUGUGCUAGGCCGCAUCAUCCGGUUGGCAACUACUCCAAGCAGCGCGGCCAUCUGGUUGGUAUGUUCCGAGAUCCCGACCAGCGAAUCCUGUCGGGUUACCAUGACAAGCUGCCUUUCGCAGCCCCAACUACCAAUGCAGACUUUACCGAAACUGUUGUUGAAGGGAUUUGUGAGCCUGAAGCACUGGCACGAGCCAUGUCUUUGCCGAAAAGGCCCAUUCAGGAGUUUGCUGAGUCAUGGAAGGGUGGGAUGACAUUCCAGCUGUUGGCACCGUCAGAUGCACAGAUAAACAACCCAAACCGAACAAAGAUGACGCGAGAAGAUGCAGCGGAAGCAGCCCGAAGAGUGACGGAAGGUUUUGCCUUUGUGGGCAUCACAGAAGAGUGGGACUUGUCAAUGUGCCUUUUUCACAGAACCUUCGGGGGGACUUGUCGCGCCUCAGACUUCGCAAACACGCGGCCCACCUUCCCAGGGAAGUCUGCGAACACAAGCUAUGACACAUCGGAGCUCAUGGGCUGGCAUGACGACAUUGAUGAAGUGGUGUAUGCGGCGGCCCUUGAGGUCUUCCACAAGAACCUGAUCUUGCUUAAUGUGUCUCAUGACACCUGCCAGGAGUGCUACAGAAGUGCAGGCAGAGGAGGUCUUGGCUGA
Symbiodinium natans is the source of this 978-nucleotide messenger RNA. The record is from the annotation of a GenBank genome assembly. NCBI's taxonomy places the organism in Eukaryota, Dinophyceae, Suessiales, Symbiodiniaceae.